CAAAACAUUUUCAGUCUGUCAAAAUCUUGACAGUCCUGGCUCAGAAAAAGCUGGUGAUAAAAAAUCUAAAAUUUUUGACGAUUUAGUAAAUGAAAACCGUAGAUUAAUUAACCAAAUAACCACGUUCCAAUCAUUCCUUCAAAUGGAUUCACAAAAUAAUAGUGAUGAAGAAACGACUUCCAAAAAACAGAGCAACGUGUUGCCGUUACACGGCAACGAGCGGACGAUGAACUUAAACCCGUUGAUUUUGACCAACAUACAGAGCUCGCACUACUUUAAAGUAAAUUUGUAUGAAUUAAAAACAUACCACGAAGUAGUGGACGAGAUAUAUUACAAAGUCAGUCACCUAGAACCUUGGGAGAAAGGAUCGAGACGCACAUCGGGACAAACUGGAAUGUGCGGCGGAGUAAGGGGGGUGGGGGCAGGAGGGAUAGUAUCAACUGCUUACUGCCUGCUAUACAAACUUUUUACACUUAAACUAACACGAAAGCAACUAAACGGGUUAAUCACUCAUUGUGACUCUCCCUACAUCCGAGCCUUAGGAUUCAUGUACAUACGUUAUGUGUUACCUCCCGCCCACCUUUUGGAAUGGUACGAACAGUAUUUGGAAGAUGAGGAGGAACUCGACGUAAAGGCAGGCGGAGGACAAACCAUGACCAUGGGUCAGGUGCUGCGGCAGUGGCUUGUCAAACUAGAGUGGUUUUCUACACUCUUCCCGAGAAUACCAGUGCCUAUUCAGCAAAAGAUACAAAAACACCUCGAGUCGAGAUUUCCACCGCAAGCAGUUCAAGCAGCCCAUGAGCGAGCCCGUGAAGAUCGACGUUUCGAGAGGGACAGACCUAUGGUGAGGGAAGACCUUAGGCGCGACUUUUUGAGAGACGACCGUCGCGAUGAAAGGCGGGACAGGUAUAAAAACGAUCAUGACAGGCGGGAGAGGAAACACCGGAGCCGGAGCAGAAGUCCUAAGGGCGGCAGGAAUUAUGGAGGCGGGCCGAGCAGAGGUCGCUUCGACAAGCCUAGAGAUGACAGGGGUCGAAGACAAAGAUAUUAAGUGAUUUUGUAUUUUUUUAACGAUUAAUUUUACGUAUUUUGUAUUUUUGUGUGGCGACGGCAUACAAAAAAAAGCAGCAAAAAUCGUUUGUUUGCUCCAAAAUUGUCGAAACUUUUUAACCGCAGGGCGGAUACGUUUUGGACCACCAGCUUAAUUUUGACGUCCUCACCUUAAGCAAUUACCUUCAAUUUUACUGUGAAUUUCAACAACCUCAAAGUUUUGU
Molecule: messenger RNA, 1274 nt
Organism: Cylas formicarius (sweet potato weevil)
Lineage: Eukaryota; Metazoa; Arthropoda; Insecta; Coleoptera; Brentidae
Product: pre-mRNA-splicing factor 38B
Exons: 7
Coding region: 143-1051 (302 amino acids)
Cellular component (GO): precatalytic spliceosome
Source: RefSeq, a predicted model, not a curated record